UCAUGCAUAAAAUCGAGAUAAUAGAGUACGAUGCAGUUUGACAAUCACAUUACCCAUUGACAUAACGUUUUCACCGGGCAGCUGUCAUAGCACAAUAACAAAACAAAGCACGAAUUUAGCCGGCGCGAAACAUGUAUUCUCUACUACACAAAGAGGAGGCGGCACACGAGGAAAGCAUUUGGUCUUGCGCCUGGGGCCGAAUAAAAGUGCGCCCGGAAGGUGCGGAAGACGAAAACGAUGACAACUCACGGGAUUCCACGGCCAGCAAAAAGGACGCCAGUGGCUCGCAGGCUGAGUACAGAGAUUUCAUCGUUACCGGCGGUGUCGAUGACACGGUGAAGAUUUGGGACGUGUUGCCGGAUCGGAGCAAAUUUAAGCUUCGCAACACCUUCACCGGACAUUCGCUCGGUGUGGUGUCGGUAGAUGUCAGCACCAGUGGGGAAGUUAUCGCGAGCAGUUCGCUCGAUUCAAGCCUGUGCAUAUGGAAGGCGGAAACGGGGCAGCUGAUGAAUCAAAUUUCGGUCGGACCGGUCGAUUUGUGGACGGUGGCGUUUUCACCAUGCGAUAAGUACAUCAUUUCCGGUUCGCACGAGGGAAAGAUUUCGCUCUACAGUGUAGAGACGGGCAAGGCGGAACAGGUGUUGGAUCCACAGAACGGCAAAUUUACGCUCAGCAUUGCAUAUAGCCCCGAUGGCAAGUACAUUGCGAGCGGUGCGAUCGAUGGCAUUAUCAACAUUUUCGAUGUUGCAGCGGGCAAGGUGGCCCAAACGCUCGAAGGCCACGCCAUGUCGGUGCGCAGUCUGUGCUUCUCGCCCGACUCACAAAUGCUGCUGACCGCUUCGGACGAUGGACACAUGAAGCUGUACGAUGUGGCACACUCCGACGUGGUGGGCACGCUGUCCGGCCACGCGUCCUGGGUGCUGUCGGUAUCGUUCUCGGGAGAUGGGAAAAAUUUCGCCUCCUCUUCCAGCGACAAGACGGUCAAAAUCUGGAACGUUGCCGAACGCCAGUGUCUGCACACGUUCACCGAGCACGCGGAUCAGGUGUGGGGCGUACGGUACAGCCCGGACAGUGCGAACGUCAUCUCGGUGUCGGAAGAUAAGUGUAUAAACAUGUACGACUGUCCACCGAACGUUGUGUGAGAUUAAUAAAAUUCUUUCCAUUUCACGCAUUUUUCACCAACAAGAA
Molecule: messenger RNA, 1188 nt
Organism: Anopheles gambiae (African malaria mosquito)
Lineage: Eukaryota; Metazoa; Arthropoda; Insecta; Diptera; Culicidae
Product: superkiller complex protein 8
Exons: 4
Coding region: 132-1142 (336 amino acids)
Cellular component (GO): Cdc73/Paf1 complex
Molecular function (GO): protein binding
Source: RefSeq, a predicted model, not a curated record